Messenger RNA from Tauraco erythrolophus (red-crested turaco), 2064 nucleotides. The record is from RefSeq and is a predicted model, not a curated record. Lineage: Eukaryota; Metazoa; Chordata; Aves; Musophagiformes; Musophagidae.
AUGCGGAAGGAGGCUUUCUGUGCAGAGAGAGGCACCAACAAGGGAUAUCCUGAAAAUAUGUCAGAAGCUUCAUCCUACCAUGACUUUUUCUAUGAUUCUCCGUCAGACAUACAGAAUGGGGAAUUUUCAAAUGAACUUUCUGCCUUCCUUACCCAGGAGGAGAUAUGUAAAAGCCUUGACAUAGCUCGAGAAGCCAUUGCCAAUUCCAUGAAAGAGGAUCAGAAUGCAGGGCCAGACUUCACUCAUUAUUUGAACACCUCUCUUUCUAGCACUUCAGAAAAUCCUUCUUUCAGCGGUACCAAACAGCACAAGCAAGAUGCUAUACUGAGGCCUCAAGCAAGCAGUCUGGCUUCAUCUGCUGCAAGUCACGUUCUCCCAGGGAAUCAGAAACAGCAAUCCGCUGCACCUCAAACAGCAAGUAGUUUUGUCACAGUUUCCAGGAGGCAAGCAAGCACCUCACCUUCGCUUGCUGCUAGUCCUAGCUUCAUUAGAAGCCUGAAACAUUCGGAGAAAGAUGGUCCAGGUGUGCCUAAGACAAACCCAAAGUCUGAAUCAACAUCACAGGGAGAAGUUCCUUUCAGGAAUAAGCUGUGUGACAAAGCUGCCACAUUCAUAGAGGAAUUGUCAUCUAUAUUUAGACAGGCAGCAAAGACAAGAGGCCGAAGUCCUGAUGGGGACUCUUCUUCUCCAGACAGUGGAUACCUGUCUCCUAAACAGAAACAGCUAGCUGUAAGUACUUCAGCAAACCAGGAGUUUGACAAGCCACAUCAAGAGACUGAGCCUGAGGCAAAAUUACCUGGGGUUCAUCUGAACGGAGAACACUUUUCUGAAAGAGAGAGCAUCACUCCGAGCGAAAUGGUCCUUUGCCACCCCUUCAGCAACAUGGAAGAGAAUCAGUCUUCACCACCUCAAUUCACUCAGAAGCUCCGGAGCCAGGAAGUUGCUGAAGGAAACAAAGUAUUGCUGGAAUGCAGAGUUGCUGGCAACCCAGUCCCUGAUGUCAGAUGGUUCUGUGAAGGAAAAGAACUGCAGAAUACCCCUGACAUUCAGAUCUGUUCUGGAAGUGGAGGACUUCAUUCGCUAAUUAUAGCAGAAGCCUUUGAAGACGAUACUGGACGCUACACUUGCCUGGCUUCAAAUUCUGUUGGUUCAGAUAGUACAUCAGCUGAAAUAUUCAUUGAAGGUGCCAGUUCCACAGAUUCAGAGAGCGAAAGUUUAACUUUCAAAUCAAAAUCUGGAGCUAUGCCACAGGCCCAAAAGAAAACGACCUCUGUUUCCUUGACUAUAGGAUCUUCUACGCCAAAGUCUGGAGUCACCACAGCUGUCAUUCAACCUAUUUCUGUGCCUAGUCAGCAGGUUCAAAGCCCUACUUCAUACCUGCACCGUGUAGAUGGACCUAAGCCUAUCCAUUCUGCACCCAUUUUUACAAAGGAGCUACAAAACUCCACAGCCUCAGAGGGACAAGUCGUGGUAUUGGAAUGCAGGGUCAGAGGACCCCCUCCCAUUCAUGUUAAGUGGUUUCGACAGGGCAUUGAAAUUCAAGAUUCUCCCGACUUCAGAAUUCUCCAAAAAAAGCCACGAUCUGCAACUGAACCUGAAGAGAUAUGUACCCUUGUAAUUGCAGAAACUUUUCCUGAAGAUUCAGGACUUUUCACAUGCACAGCAACAAAUGAACAUGGUUCAGUAACAAGCAGUGCACAACUAACUGUCUGCUCAGCCAACACAGAAAGCUCUAGUCAUGAAUCACUAACAAGAGAAUCCAACAGUGGUGAUUUCCAUCAUUUCCCACCACUUCCUCCAGCUGAAAUUAGCUCUCUUGAGCUUCCUCCUAAGAAGCAUACAGAGACUCACCAAGCAAACAACACUGAGUUGAGAUCUGGUGUGACAGCCUUUCAACUGCAGCUCAAUUCAUCUGAAGAAAAAACAAAUGGCAUCCAUCCCAUUCAUGGAGUAAAUGGAAUGAUUAACAGCAAGCCAAAUGGUGAUAGAUCCAUCCCACCUCCAGCUGUCUUGCUUUCACCCACAAAGGAGCCCCCACCUGUGCUUGCAAAACCAAAGCUGUGA